GAAAACAUUGGAAAGGUCAGGCCUAGUUGUGAGAACCCAACAAGAAGCUAAGCAAAUAACGAAGAAUGAGCCACAAAAGAGUGAUGAAGACUUCGAUUCUGGUCACCGGCCUCCAAGACACAAUUCUCAGAUGAAGGGUCGAAAGAAGUUACAGUGGCAAUGGUUGGCUAAUGCCCCAAAAGCUAUGGUGCCUAAAUCAAUGAGAACCCAACAAGAAGCUAAGCAAAUAAUGAAGAAUGAGCCACAAAAGAGUGAUGAAGACUUCGAUUCUGGUCACCGGCCUCCAAGACACAAUUCUCAGAUGAAGGGUCGAAAGAAGUUACAGUGGCAAUGGUUGGCUAAUGCCCCAAAAGCUAUGGUGCCUAAAUCAAGGAGCUGCUAUCCUCAACCUCAGCAACCUCAACUCCAGAGUGACUCAUGGAUGCACAACAACCUACCUUAUGCGACUGAAAAGAAGAAAAAAGAUGAAAAGAAGGGACGUAACUAUCUGAAAACAUUGGAAAGGUCAGGCCUAGUUGUGAGAACCCAACAAGAAGCUAAGCAAAUAACGAAGAAUGAGCCACAAAAGAGUGAUGAAGACUUCGAUUCUGGUCACCGGCCUCCAAGACACAAUUCUCAGAUGAAGGGUCGAAAGAAGUUACAGUGGCAAUGGUUGGCUAAUGCCCCAAAAGCUAUGGUGCCUAAAUCAAGGAGCUACAAUCCUCAACCUCAGCUACCUCUACUCCAGAGUGACUCAUGGAUGCACAACAACCUACCUUAUGCGACUGGGAGCUGCAGUCCUCAAGCUCUGCAACCUCAACUCCAGAGUUACUCAUGGAUCCAGAACAACUCACCUUAUGGGACUGGAGACCUCAGACCUGCACCCGCACUGGAUCCUCCAGCCCCGCCAGGCACACCAAGGAUGACACACUUCGUGGACCAGUAUCGAGUGCAGCUGGUGGAUCGAGUGACAUCAGUGGACCCCAUCCUGGACAGGCUGCUCGGGCAGGUGUUGAGUUAUGAGCAGUAUGAGACCAUCAGGGCCGAGGCCAUCCCGCAGGGCCAGAUGAGGAAGCUGUUCAGUUUGCUCAGGUCCUGGAACCGGGCUGGCAAAGAUCUCCUCUACCAGGCCCUGAAGGACACCCAGCCUUACCUAAUUAUGGAUCUCUUGGAGAAGGGGCACAGUAGAGGACACUGAGGGGCUCUUGCCCAGCUUGGCAGGUGACUUCUGCACACCUGAGUCCUGGCUCUCCUGGUCACUCUUGAGUCUCGUUUUCUUCAUCUCUAAAUAAGAGGCAUCUGAGAUGCGUUCUCGCUGUAAAGUUAUCGACUCUGGGGCC
Molecule: messenger RNA, 1319 nt
Organism: Talpa occidentalis (Iberian mole)
Lineage: Eukaryota; Metazoa; Chordata; Mammalia; Eulipotyphla; Talpidae
Exons: 10
Coding region: 131-1177 (348 amino acids)
Biological process (GO): innate immune response; inflammatory response; regulation of apoptotic process
Cellular component (GO): canonical inflammasome complex
Source: RefSeq, a predicted model, not a curated record